Prunus mume (Japanese apricot) is the source of this 568-nucleotide messenger RNA. RefSeq names its product Glutaredoxin family protein. The record is from RefSeq and is a predicted model, not a curated record. NCBI's taxonomy places the organism in Eukaryota, Viridiplantae, Streptophyta, Magnoliopsida, Rosales, Rosaceae.
UUCUACUAGAUCUACAUUUGCUCCAUUUUCCACAAUUUUCCCAUAUAAUUUUCUUGGCUUCCAAACAAAAACCCCGUUUGAACCAUUAGACCUAAAUCCCAUCUCAGCCAUCCUUAACAACUACAUUUCACUUUUUGGGUACAUUUUAUUUUCUUCAAAUGGAUCGCGUAGCAAAGUUGGCGUCACAAAAGGCAGUGGUGAUUUUCAGCAAGAGCUCAUGCUGCAUGUCCCAUGCAAUCAAGAGACUGUUCUAUGAACAAGGGGUGAGCCCUGCAAUCUAUGAGCUCGAUGAAGAAUCAAGAGGGAAGGAGAUGGAGUGGGCUUUGGUGAGGCUAGGGUGCCAGCCCUCAGUGCCAGCUGUCUUCAUCGGAGGCAAAUUCGUCGGCUCGGCCAACGCAGUCAUGACCCUUCAUCUCAAUGGCUCUCUAAAGAAGUUGCUAAAAGAUGCUGGGGCAUUAUGGCUUUAGAAACCCUAAAUGGAGCAUAUUAUGCAGUAAUCUUUGUGUGUCCCAAAUAAUUAAGGGUAACUCGUCACUUAUAUUUUCCUUUUAUCUUUCUCUUACAUCCA